AAUAUAUAAUUAUUUUCUUAAUUUUGAUAAAUACAUAUUUAAAAAUGAAGUGAAAGAGAAGCACGUGAAACUGCAGCACAAGCAGCAGCAGCAGCAGCACAGGAGGAAGCAGCAGGCUCAUGAUGGAUGGUGAUUCUCAAUGUAAACUAAAACUCGGAACAGACUUAUAUGGUAUUGGUAUACUAUUACAGUAGUACCUUGCAUCAAUCAAAUAAAGAUGUAUAAGUUUUGGCUGUAUAUUCUUAUUAUUAACACAAAGAGUCACAAAAAGUAUACUCGUAUUAUGUAAGCUGUUUUUUUUUAAAUCUCAAAAUGCUGCGUGCGUGAAUGUGUAAGUGUGUUUACGUGUAGUUCGAGGCGUAUACAGUGGCGGAUCCAGGAAAUAAUGUUUGGGGGGUUAAUAAGGAUAGCGCGUAGCGCGCAAAUUUUUUUUAACAGAAACGGCAUGCAUAUCGUCUGGUAUCGAAGGCCAUUCGAUCCCAAUACAACUUUGAUUGGAGAAGGCUCAUGGGAUGCAGAGACAAAUCAACUGUCUUGUGUUGCAUUCUGCUUGCUUUACUACUCGAACAUGUUCUCAUUUUCUUGUGUCACCGAAGACAUGGUAAUGGAGAUUUCUCCCUUGUUUUUCUCGGGCAGGGUGAAAAGUCAUCCAAGAUUUCGACCGACUCAUCAUCUUCAUAAUCUGUUUCUUCCUCCUCAGAUCAUCCAAGAUUUCGACAGAUUUAUCAUCAUGGUCUUCAUAACCAGUUUCCAAAUUCAAGCCUCCCCUGCAUUCUUUUCCAGCAUAAGGAUCGUGAGAGCUAGACGUGCCAAUUUCCCACUUUUCCUGAUCCAUAGCUCUAGCUCCUUUGGCAUGGCCGCCUUCCCAACAAUAAAAAUGAAAAUAACAAAUCAUGAAAAACACAAUACUCGUGUUGGUGAUUGUUCAACAAGAAUUACCUUGAGGUUUCCUGCAGUAUGGACAAUCGGGAAGACCAGUAGCAUGGCAGGGGUUCUUUCAGACCUUUCGUCGAACACUUGGUGUGCAGCCAAGGGGUCUCACCAGCAACUCCAAGAGGUCGCACCAGCAGCUCCAAGGGGUCUCUAAGGUUGUUUCCAUGGCUUCCAAGGGGUCAUGCGACCCCAUUGACCCCACUGUGGAUCCGCCUCUGGGCGUAUAGAAGCACUGAUCAUCACAAGCUUACAAUUAUUCCGAUCCGGGAUUUAAAUUCUCUCAUUUCCUCUUUUCAUUCCUUUCUAUUCAUUUCUUUCACACUCUCUAUUUUAUCUUUCUUUUUCUAUAAAAAAUUAAUAUAAAAUAUUGACGUGACUUAACCAUGACCAUUCAAAUAAAAGAGGAGGAAAGAGAAAGAAAAAAGAGAGUAUAUAGAAUCCUACUUCCUCAACUCCUUGCUAUCACUUACUUUCAUUAAUUUUUUUGACCUAAUGUCAAUAUCAAAGGAAAAGGAUCCUCAUCCGAUCAUUUUCCUAGGGAUCUUAAGAAUUCCGUACUCGUGUCCGUUCAUCAUACAUCAUGCGGUCAGAAGAA
This is a messenger RNA of Malus domestica (apple), 1528 nucleotides long. The record is from RefSeq and is a predicted model, not a curated record. NCBI's taxonomy places the organism in Eukaryota, Viridiplantae, Streptophyta, Magnoliopsida, Rosales, Rosaceae.